Molecule: messenger RNA, 1208 nt
Organism: Macadamia integrifolia
Lineage: Eukaryota; Viridiplantae; Streptophyta; Magnoliopsida; Proteales; Proteaceae
Product: protein HEADING DATE REPRESSOR 1
Exons: 3
Coding region: 305-940 (211 amino acids)
Biological process (GO): regulation of flower development
Source: RefSeq, a predicted model, not a curated record
UAACGAGACAUCAUCGUAGUAGGAGACACCCGCCACCACAGGGCUUUAUCAGCUUUGCUUUCAAACCUGCAAGCCCACCACCAAACCACCACCUCUACCACCAACACCUGCAAAGCUUAAAGCACCGAAGAAGAUUUUAAGGAAACAACCAAACACAGAAAGUAGAUAACUUAAGGCCAGAGACUUUGCUCUCUCUCUCUCUCUCUCUCUCUCUCUCUCCAACCCUUCAGCUUAUUAAGGAUUUAUCUGCAAAUGGAAAAAACAGAUACCCAGAUGAUGUGAAGGAGCUUUGAUUUUUUUUUCGAUGGAACUCUCAAAUUCAGAACAGAGAAAGCCAGAAGGGAGAGUGGAUGGGUUCUCCCCCAUUUCCCCUACCCGUAUUUUCUGGAAUUCUAGGAAACGAUCAGCCAAUCGUCAGAAUUUGGAUAAGGCAACAGAAGAAACAACCAUUAAACAUGAGGAGGAACAGGAACCUAUGGUUACUGAGAGUCCACAAGAUUCAGUAGCCACCCCAAUGGCUCUUUCGGAGCGUCGAAAGGCUCUCUUUGAACCUCUGGAACCCGCGAAGAACAUCCCUGGUCUGCGACCAUCGGCUGAAGUCCUACUACCCCCACCAGAUUUUGACUCUGCAAGCUACCCCAAAGGCUGGUUGAUUGGAAAGAAACGCAAGCUUGUAAAUGUAGAUGUUGUGGAAAGUAUGCGUCGGGUUGCUGUUCAUGAAAUGAACAGAAAGGACAGGGAAAUUGAUGGGUUGAAUGAGCAGUUAGAGGUGGAUGCCCAAUGCUUAGAACAUCUUCAGCUUCAAUUACUGGAAGAGCGGCGUAAACGGGCUGAAGUAGAGAGAGAAAAUGCAAUGCUGCAUAAUGAGAUAUCCAUGUUGAUGAAUAUGUUGCAGCAGGAGAAUGAAGGAACGGAUGCAGAAGGUACAGAGGAUUCUUAAUAGCUUGAUUUUGUUGUUCAUCCAAUGCUUUUCUCUAAAUUAAUGUGUUUAAAGAAGCCAGUGGUUGAGAUAGUAAUUCAUUAUUGUAAAUAGAAAUAUUACCCCAAAUUUUAUUGUUUGUUGUUGAGUUGGGUAAACCGUUAGCUACAUUUGAAUGAUUAUCUUUAUGAAACUUGUUGGGCACGCAUGCAUUGUACAUGCAAAAUAGUAAAAAAAGUCUAUAUAAAUAAUUUUAAGAAUGGAAUGUAAUUUGAUUAUUGUUUAUUUA